AUGCUUUUAGCACCACGAUUGAGAUUACUUUGUGAACAACCCUUAUCAUGUCCCUAUGGGUGUACAGUUGGAUAUAAGUGUGAUAACGAGGGCUGUCCAAUAUGCAGUUGUAUAGCGCCAUCUGAGACAAGUUAUAAAGUUGAAGUGCAAAGAAUUGUUGUAGAAAAGGUUUUGAGUUGUGGAGAGCAAUUUUCAUGCCAACAACGAUGUCAGUUUGGGUUCAAAACCGGUACAGAUGGUUGUCCAAGCUGCACGUGUCUGCAACCGAUAUCUGGACCUACAGAAACACCGGACACACAAAACAAACUCACGGCCAUGGAGGCAUGUCCGGAUACUGUCAAAUGUAUAAUGGAUUGUAAAGGAACAUACAAACUGGCACAAAAACCUGGAGAAGGUUGUCCGGACUGCCAUUGUGUCAGUAAUGGUCCCGGCUGCUUUGGACCAUCUUGUUCUGCGCCUGGUUCCAGAUACCCGGUGUUAGAAACUAGUACCCCUGCUCCUGGAGAAUGUGUGGCUAUAUUACAUUGUGUUAUGACAUGUCAAUCAGGAUAUGAUAUCGGGGAAUAUAGCAGAGAUGGGUGUCCAACAUGUACAUGUGUUCAAUAAAAAACAAACCUAUAUACCAUAUUAAUUCGUAAUGUUUAUCGUGCAUAGUUCAUU
This is a messenger RNA of Ruditapes philippinarum (Manila clam), 660 nucleotides long. RefSeq names its product cysteine-rich motor neuron 1 protein-like. The coding region runs from base 1 to 606 and encodes 201 amino acids. Lineage: Eukaryota; Metazoa; Mollusca; Bivalvia; Venerida; Veneridae. Gene Ontology annotation, molecular function: serine-type endopeptidase inhibitor activity. The record is from RefSeq and is a predicted model, not a curated record. The transcript is spliced from 5 exons.